Acaulospora morrowiae is the source of this 2064-nucleotide messenger RNA. NCBI's taxonomy places the organism in Eukaryota, Fungi, Glomeromycota, Glomeromycetes, Diversisporales, Acaulosporaceae. The record is from the annotation of a GenBank genome assembly.
AUGGAUGUUAUUAAUAUUGCCUUAAAGAAGGCUAUUAAUAUUGAUAUUGUUAGACCUGACGAUAAAAUGCCUUUUAUGGAGCGUGACACCAAUCAGGCAAUUACAAGGAUUAUAAGAAAUAUUGGAAAUCAUAUUAAAGGUUCUAAGUCCAAAGCAGAUUUUGACAUCCUUGUUAGUGGUGGAGCUCCUGGAAUAGGUAAAACUCGGUUUGGACAGGAACUAUUCAAACACCUGGAAGGUAGUCAGAACGACUGGGUCCCUUCUGAAUGGACAAAUCUACAACUUAAAGAUCUCUAUUUAGACUUCGGUAAUGGGUGUCGACUUGAUUCAUAUGAUGAUGAGCUAACUCCAACAGUCAUCAUCGGACUGCGGAUUGCCUACGUGUUUUUUAUUGAAAGAAAAUAUGAUAUGAAGUUUAUAACUUUUCGCGAUCGAGUUUGGGAGUAUAGAGAAAAUUUCAAAAUACCCAAUGUUUUCGAAUGUAUUUAUGAUCAUUUAAUCCAACUCAAUAGACAGCUCUUUGUGUUUCUUCAUAUUGACGAGUUUCAGCUCAUUGAUCGGUGGGAGUGUGACGCAGUUAAUGAAAGGAAAAUGCCAGUAAAACAGCUCUUUAAAGAAAUGAUCAAUGGCCUUGCAUCGUUCAUGCUUGGUCCACCCUCCCGUAUCUAUGUCCAGACAUUUCUUUCUGGAACAACACCACAAGUCGUUAUCUCUGCAAAAGAAUCAUCAAGGGUUUCAUUUGGAUUCGUCAAUUGCCCACAACUGUCAUUCAAAGCACUGCUUAAUAUUGCAAAUCAUUAUGCACAAAAAUACGAUGCAGAAAAAUUCGCCUGUGGUACGUACAAAUGGAUGCUUUGUCGACCAUUUCUCCAACUUUUGGAAGACACUGGAGGAUUGCCUCGUGCACUUCAGUACAUUUUUGACGUGUGCUUUGAAAUCGAAGUUAAUGGAAAGAAAUUCUUCGAUGAUAUUUAUCAACAGCACUUUAAUACCAUCUUUUAUAAUGUCAAACACCAUCUUCAAGAACGCUACAACAUAUACGAAACCAUCGAGAAGAAUGAAAAACUUGCUUUAGAGCUUCUUUUUCACAGUAUUGAUGCAAUUCCUGUUCAUCGUAAGACAUGCCUAGAUCCAAGCGAUCAAGACUGUACAAUCGAAAACCUCGAGCGUGACGCCCAUAUUAUUCUCAAUCCCCGCAAUGCCACUUCCUCUGAAUUUACCAUCAAGAUGCCUUUCUUUUUUAUCUGCUUAUACAAUGAUAAAUUAAAAAUCAUAGACUCCAAUCUAGAAGAGACACUCCGGGUACAAAACUCUAUGCAUUGGCAAGAUUGGGAACUUUUUGUGGCAUACUACGAGACAUUUUGCACGAACUUGCUAAAUUUUGAGGUUAGGUUAAAGAAACUUUCUGUCCGUCGAGCACAAGAGCAGUUCCCAUGUUUAAAGUUAACAGAAAAAGAUUCUGCAAAGUCCAUUCCCUGGGAGAAAGGCGAAGAUGUAAUUGUCAAUGGUGUGUCUGCUAAAUGGGGAAAUUCAUUUAGAGUUUUGGAAGCAGUUCAAGGUGAUCGUUUCUUAAGUAUUCACCAAGCCAAAUAUGACUAUAAUUCGGCUACAUACACUUUAAAAGAUCUUUUCAAUGAACACACUAAGAAUUGUGAGACUUCCGCUUUUAAUACUACAAAGCAGAUUUUCGAUAAACUUGCUGAUUACCGUCACAUAACGAUUGUUUUCACAACACAACCAUUUUAUGAAAUAGUUCCAUAUGACGAUUGCUUUGUUAUUUCGUGUAACAAUUUCGAACAGUGCUUUGGGCCUGUAUUUUCUUCUCGUGCUACAUUUGCCUUGACAAAAAACAUCAACCCCAACUUUUCAGAACUACAAAGGAUGGUGGAAUGUCUUCCCGGGGUCGGUGAUGUCACUGCUGAAAACAUUAUUAUAAAUCGGCCAUAUAAAAGUGAGGAUGACUUCUUUAAAAAGCAUAGUCGGGCUAAACGAGGAAAGGAGAAGCAUGAGCAUGAGAAUCCCGAAAAGAAACUCAAACUUGACUUCUACCCAUUUAAUGUGUAA